AUGUUUAAGAUCACUAAUACUGAAUCUUGUCUGAUCAUACAUUUGCUUUGCCAGAAACCAUGGCAGAAGGAGGUCGAGCUUCGAAGGAUUUGCUUCUCCCUUAAUGGGAACGAAAUAAGGAAUAAUGAAAACACGAAAAAGAAGGGCAUUCAGGUUAACACUGAUAGAAAAGUACUGAAAGUUCUUCCAAAGGUUCCAUAA
Clunio marinus is the source of this 201-nucleotide messenger RNA. NCBI's taxonomy places the organism in Eukaryota, Metazoa, Arthropoda, Insecta, Diptera, Chironomidae. The record is from the annotation of a GenBank genome assembly.